AUGCACUGGGCAGACCUGCUUCUCCUUCCUGCAGCCCCAUACCGACUGGUGGCUUUCCCCUUCGCUGCUCUCUUCCACCAUCUCUGUGCUUCGGGGCACCUCUCUCUGACUGCCCGGUACAUAUUCCUCCUCGCCGGAGGAUGUCUUCUUGCUACCAUAGCCAUGGGCAGCUACGCCGUGUUGCUCAUCGUGCCUGCUGUUGGCUCCGUGCUCGUCCUCCUCUCCGUCAGCCCAGCUCAUGUCCACACCUGGGUCUUCGCCCUCCAGAUGUCCUGGCAGACGCUCUGCCACCUGGGUCUGAGCAGCCAGCAGCUGGACCCUCAGGAUGCCAGGCCAGCCAUCGCCCUCUCUGCCAUCAUGCUGCUCACUCAGAAAGCUACAUCUCUGGCCCUGGACAUCCACGAAGGCGUCGUGCGGCUCCAGCCGGGCCAGGGGCUUUUGCAGGGCACCUUGCCCCUCUGCAGCUACCUGCUCUUUUUCCCAGCCCUCCUCGGAGGACCCCUGUGCUCCUUCAGCCAGUUUCAAGCCCAGGCCGAGUCCUCGGGGGCUCUCCCCCGCCAGCUGAGGGCUGCCGGGCAGCGGUGCCUCUGUGCCCUGGCCCUGCAGGGGCUGCGUGCUGGGCUGGUGGCCGGAGGGCUGGCCAGCAGUCAGGGCUGUGCUGGCCUGGGCUGCCUGCCCUGCCUCUGGGCACAGGCCCUGCUCCUCCGGCUGGCCUACUACACGCACUGGGUGCUGGAUGAGGCCCUGCUGGAGGCGGCGGGCUUCGGGCCAGAGGAGGGCCAGGGAGACCUUUCCCUCCAUGACCUGUGGACGCUGGAGACCACCCACCGCCUGGCCGUCUUCACCCGAACCUGGAACAAGAGCACGUCCCGUUGGUUGAGGAGACUGGUCUUCCAGCGCUGCCCAGCCCAGCCGCUCCUAGCCACCUUUGCCUUCUCUGCCUGGUGGCACGGCCUCCGGCCCGGGCAGGUCUUUGGUUUCCUCUGCUGGGCUGUCAUGGUGGAGGCCGACUACCGCAUCCAUCCCUUCCUCAGCAUCCGGGCCACCUCCCAGGGUGUGAAGCUCCUCUACCAUGGCACAACCUGGGUCUUCACGCAGCUUAUUGUCGCCUACAUCGUGGUGGCUGUGGAGACCGAGAGCUUCUCCAUGCUCUGCCUGGUCUGGACUUCCUGCAACAGCAUCCUUCCCCUCUCCUAUGGCCUUGCUCUGCUGCUGCUGCUUGCCAAGAAGCCAAAGCAGAACUGA
Molecule: messenger RNA, 1245 nt
Organism: Calidris pugnax (ruff)
Lineage: Eukaryota; Metazoa; Chordata; Aves; Charadriiformes; Scolopacidae
Gene: MBOAT4
Product: membrane bound O-acyltransferase domain containing 4
Exons: 3
Coding region: 1-1245 (414 amino acids)
Biological process (GO): peptidyl-serine octanoylation; lipid modification
Cellular component (GO): endoplasmic reticulum membrane
Molecular function (GO): serine O-acyltransferase activity
Source: RefSeq, a predicted model, not a curated record